GCACGGGCGGAGCGGGGCGCGGGCUGCCCCAGCUAUAUCUGCGCCUGCGCGGCGCCGCUGCGGGGCCAGUCGGGACGGAGGAGACAAGAUGGCGCUGCGGGUGAUGCGGGGCAUCGUGAACGGGGCCGCGCCUGAGCUUCCUGUACCCACCAGUGGGCCCAUGGCGGGGUCUCGAGAACAGGCGCUGGCAGUUAGCCGGAACUACCUCUCCCAGCCUCGUCUCACAUACAAGACAGUAUCAGGAGUUAAUGGUCCACUAGUGAUCUUAGAUCAUGUUAAGUUUCCCAGAUAUGCUGAGAUUGUGCACUUAACACUACCUGAUGGCACGAAGAGGAGUGGGCAAGUUCUAGAAGUUAGUGGUUCCAAAGCAGUGGUUCAGGUAUUUGAAGGGACUUCAGGUAUAGAUGCCAAGAAGACAUCCUGUGAGUUUACUGGGGAUAUUCUCCGAACGCCAGUGUCUGAGGAUAUGCUUGGUCGGGUAUUCAAUGGAUCAGGAAAACCCAUCGACAGAGGUCCUGUUGUACUGGCUGAAGACUUCCUUGAUAUCAUGGGCCAGCCAAUCAAUCCUCAGUGUCGGAUCUAUCCAGAGGAGAUGAUUCAGACCGGCAUUUCGGCCAUAGAUGGCAUGAACAGUAUUGCUAGGGGGCAGAAAAUUCCUAUCUUCUCUGCUGCUGGCUUACCACACAAUGAGAUUGCAGCUCAAAUCUGUCGCCAGGCUGGUUUGGUAAAAAAAUCCAAAGAUGUAGUGGACUACAGUGAGGAAAAUUUUGCGAUUGUAUUUGCUGCUAUGGGUGUAAACAUGGAAACUGCCCGGUUCUUCAAAUCUGACUUUGAAGAAAAUGGCUCAAUGGACAACGUCUGCCUCUUUUUGAACUUGGCUAACGACCCAACUAUUGAGCGAAUUAUCACUCCUCGCUUGGCUCUAACCACGGCCGAGUUCCUGGCCUAUCAGUGUGAGAAACAUGUAUUGGUUAUCCUAACAGACAUGAGUUCUUAUGCUGAAGCACUUCGAGAGGUUUCAGCAGCCAGGGAAGAGGUUCCUGGUCGACGAGGUUUCCCAGGUUACAUGUAUACAGAUUUAGCCACAAUAUAUGAACGCGCUGGUAGAGUGGAAGGUAGAAAUGGCUCUAUUACUCAAAUUCCUAUUCUCACCAUGCCUAACGAUGAUAUCACUCACCCCAUCCCUGACUUGACUGGAUAUAUUACAGAGGGGCAGAUCUAUGUGGACAGACAGCUACACAACAGACAGAUUUACCCGCCUAUUAAUGUGCUGCCCUCGUUGUCUCGGUUAAUGAAGUCUGCUAUUGGAGAAGGCAUGACCAGAAAGGAUCAUGCCGAUGUAUCUAACCAGCUGUAUGCAUGCUAUGCUAUUGGUAAGGAUGUGCAGGCCAUGAAAGCCGUAGUUGGAGAAGAAGCCCUUACCUCAGAUGAUCUGCUUUACUUGGAAUUUCUGCAGAAGUUUGAGAGGAACUUCAUUGCUCAGGGUCCUUACGAAAACCGCACUGUCUAUGAGACUUUGGACAUUGGCUGGCAACUGCUCCGAAUCUUCCCCAAAGAAAUGCUGAAGAGAAUCCCUCAGAGCACCUUGAGCGAAUUCUACCCUCGAGACUCUGCAAAGCAUUAGCUGCUACUUCAUCGCUGGCUCGAUGCUCUUGUGAAAUACUGGUUCUGUUUUCUUUAUUCCUUUUGCACUCCCCCAUCCCCACCUUUGUGUUGGAGUUUACUGUGUUACCCUGUAAUUAAAAACAAAGAGUAGGUAACAUA
This is a messenger RNA of Eubalaena glacialis (North Atlantic right whale), 1764 nucleotides long. RefSeq names its product V-type proton ATPase subunit B, brain isoform. Gene Ontology annotation, biological process: ATP metabolic process; proton transmembrane transport. Lineage: Eukaryota; Metazoa; Chordata; Mammalia; Artiodactyla; Balaenidae. Gene Ontology annotation, molecular function: proton-transporting ATPase activity, rotational mechanism; ATP binding. The record is from RefSeq and is a predicted model, not a curated record. The transcript has 14 exons. Bases 89 to 1624 code for a protein of 511 amino acids. Gene Ontology annotation, cellular component: proton-transporting V-type ATPase, V1 domain.